CCUGUCAGCGCGCGAGCGACCGUUGGAGCCGAGUGCAAACCCGCCCGUCCCUGGGGCCGCGCCGUGAGGGGGCGGCGGGGCGGGGCGGGGCGGGGCGCCCGGCGGGGCACCCACCCACCCACCCGCCCGAGGCGGCCCCGCGCGGCCCGGCCCGGCCCGGCCCGGCUCGGCUGCUGCCUCCACAGCGCUCUGCUUCAGCGCCUUCGCCCUCGCGUGCCCUGUAAGCGCGUUCCCCCCUCCGCGACCUGUGUUGCCUGAUCUAACACAAGACGAUGCGUUUUUAUUAAAGUGCGGCGCCCUGUGGUAAAGGGUUAUUUAUUUUUGCAACUGUAAAGGGAAAUCAAGAUCCCCUCUUCAUGUCUCUUGAUCUUCACCAGACUUGAAGAACCUGUCGUUCCUAGAGCUGGAGUCAUCAAUGAAGCCAGGAGCCUGGUCAGGCACGGUGGCCCGACGGCAUCAGCUUACCAAGCUGCUGUUCUCAAUUCCAGAGGUGAAGUUUUCGAACACGAUCUCUCCUUUGCCAGCUGGAAAGAGCAAGAGUGUGGAAAUACACGAUGCCCUCAUCGCUGGUCGUGGUGUGGGACAGACUUCGUUGCUUCGGUGCCACCUCUCGGAUUUCAAAACCUAUGUGGAUCAAGCUUGUAGAGCUGCAGAUGAAUUUGUCAAUAUUUAUUAUGAGACAAUGGAUAAAAGAAGGAGGGCUUUAACAAGACUUUAUUUGGACAAAGCAACAUUAGUUUGGAAUGGCAAUGCAGUGUCCGGGCAAGAAGAACUGAAUAAAUUUUUUGAAAUGUUGCCAUCUACUGAAUUCCAGGUUCAUGUGUUGGAUUGCCAGCCUGUUCACGAGCAAGCUACUCAAGGCCAGACGACAGUCCUCGUGGUGACAAGUGGGACAGUAAAAUUUGACGGUGACAAGCAGCGCUACUUCAAUCAGAACUUCUUGCUGACAGCACAAGCCACACCGACCAACACAGUGUGGAAGAUCGCCAGUGACUGUUUCCGUUUUCAGGACUGGGCCAGUUAGUGGGGCCUGGCUGCAGGAAGUGACCUCUCCUCCCACACGUUGCAGCUGGCGGUGCAGGCGGCCGUUCUCCACGCCUGGGACAUGCUCGCUCUUCGUGUUGCCUCUGUCCUCUGGAAGGUCCAUGGAUGUUUCAGCGUUGUGACCAUAGGUUUAGUAGUAAACAAAUUUAAAAUGUGAGAGGUUGCUUGUGUUAGUUGAACUUAAAAAAAAAUGCUGACGGCAGUGAGGUGUGGUGGAAUCAUUCCUGAAAUGCCUUACAUGCAGCUAUGCUGCCACUUCCAGACUCCUUGUUUGUAAUGAUGAAUGCUGAAACUCUCUAGUUGAACACAAAAUCCUCUUAAUGUACAAUGCUGACCAAAUUGCUUCAACUUUGAAAAGAUCUGAUUUUACAGUAGCAUCUUCUUCCAUCUUUUGAAGAAGGUGUUUGUGGCAUGUAGAUAGAAUUCUCAAAGCUUCCUAGUCUUGAUUAUGAGAGGCUAGGAAGGAUUGGCUGAUUUCUACCGUUUGUGAAAGUAGCAAAUACAGCGCUGGAGCUAAUGUUGGCUUCCCUGAUACAAAAGGACUAAAUCAUCUCAUCAGCUAGCCUUUUGGCUUGAGCUUCUCAGGCUUUGUUUGUAAUUCACUUACACUGAUUGGUGUGUAGGGCAUGCUGAAUGAUUCCAAGCCCCCAUGCCAACAACUCUGUCACGUGCAUGUGAAGGACUUCAAACUGAUUAUUUUUCUUUUGAAGUCUGGCAGUGUAGGAAGUAGGUCAGUUACAUCAUUUGUUUCCUUUAAUUGUUAUUUCUGUUGCUAUGAAGUUUGGGCUAUUUUUCUCAUAUUCAGUCUGCAAGUUUUGAAUCCCUGCUGUCUUUACAGGAAAUACUAGUAGCACUGAAAGUGUGUAUUACUGUGAAGCCUUCAAUUUUUCUUCUCAGUACUGUUAUUCUAAACAGGUGCUUUGAUUAUUUCCGUCUUAGAAGAGUAGCUUUGAACACAAAUGCUUCUUCCUCUCAUGCAGAUUUUUACUGUAGUUUUCAUGUUAUUUUUAAUUAUUAACUUUAAUUAUUGAUUCUGGGACUUUUUAGUGUCUUGCUUUAAAUUUGCGGUUUAAAACUUUCAACUGCUUUAAAACAGUUUUCAAGGCUGCAGGUUAAGACUCCAUCUUAACGUGGGAACUUAAGAAUAUAUCUUAUCUGCAGGUGUGUUUCAAACUGGUAUGUUUCUAUUUUAAGCUGAGUGAAAAAAAAAAAGUUAGCUAUAUACAUGAGUACACUUGCUUGUAAUUGAAAAUACAUGGGGGGAGCAUGUAACUCUGAUUUAAUACAUGUUGCAAUGACAGCAGCAACCUAAAUACAAAAGCAGUUACAACUACAGCUCACUUGCUGUUAUGAUUUAAAUUGGAAAAACUAGGAAGACGAGCAUUAUCUAAAUUGUGUAACACAUCUGUAGCUUGUGAUGUAAUCCCACAAAUAAUGGGAUGUUUAGAUGAAAUGGGUGGGUUUAAUUCCUUUUAAGGCACUCUAGUCUUUACAUCAGUAAGUUACAAUUAGUAACCUGACCUGAUUCAGAAGCUGUUUAUGUUCCGAACUACUGUGUAACUAUUUUUCAGCCUGAACAAUAUGAAUUCCUUCUAAACGAUGCAAGAAGUCCAUAAUUUUUGAAAACUGUAAAUACUGUAAAUACAUUGUUAUAUCUGUAUGUAGUGAAGAAAGGAUCACUAUUUAAUUACUGUUUGUUCUUAACAGAAUAUGUGAGGUUCAUAUAUAUUUGUAUUUCUUCUACAAGUUUGAAAAGAAAACUUUAAUCCUACGUUUGCUGGUUACUGAUAAAGAAUUGUUAAACUGUGACACUGACAUGGUGUGCUUUUCUGUUUUUUUUAUUCGCUGUUGAUUACAAGUAGUGUUACAGAUCUGCUUUGCAUAAACAAAACAUGGUUUUGACUUUUGAAAUGUAGUGAUGGGUCAACUGUAGUGUUUGCUUGUUAAACUUUGAAGGCAGUCACCAGAACACACACUCAUAUCUGUACUUGAUAAGCCUGUCCUGGGAAUAAACACUUAUUGGAUAUUUCUAUUCCAGUUUUAAUUUGUGUAGUAGUUUUUAAGCUUUUUCUAGACAGACUGGGAGAUUUAGAAUAUGUAAGGCAAUGUUUCAAUGAAAAGUUAUUCUCAAUUCUUUUUUAUGCUAUUCAAAUGCUGGCUGCUUUUAAAUCUGACUCCCAUAAUUAAUAUUUUAAAAAAACAACCAAACAAAAAAAGCCACUACUACCUGGAACGUUACUUAGGAAACUUACUAACUGGCCUAGCUGAACAAACCCAGUUUAAACUCUUAAGAAAGAUGUAUCGUUGGAAUUGGACUUGACAGGCAUAUAGGGGUUCUUGGAGGGAAAUCUUUUAGAAAAUAAUUGGUUUGGUCUAGGGAGACGUGCCCAUUAUGUGCUCCCUGUUUCCAUUGUCUUUGAUAAGGAUCACUUGGGAUGAUUCAGUUCUCCCAUGAGUAGCUGUUGCUCUUUAUAACUGAAAAUGCUGUUUUCCAAAAUAUUUUUAUGGAACAUACUAAGUGAUAAUUUAGCUAUUAGAUUAAAUUAGUGAUUUUUCAACUGAGUAAUUAAUGGCAUAAACACAAACAUCUCUUCCAUACUAGCUGGAGGAGUUGGGGAUGCUGCAGCUCUGUGCUGCUUGUUAAAAACUCGUGUGCUAAAGUUCUAGCAGAAAAGAACAUACAUCCAUUCAGUACAAAGCCAUGUGGCUGUUCCUUGUUGCUGACUCUGCUGAAAUAUCCGAAAUUUACAAUGGGCAUCUAUAAAGUAAACAUGUUUAUGCUCCAAACUGCAAACAGGAGUUAAUACUACCUUUUUUUUUUUUUUUUGGCCAUUUGAUACCACAUUACUUAUGUACAACCCAGUCACUGAAACAAAGCCACCUGAAGAGCUAAGCACUUCCACAUACUAAGUUGUGGCUAGAGAAGACUUGCUAGAUCUUUUUAGUAUAUAUUUCCUGUAUUGUCACUAUUUUUUAUGUUGCUUUGUUUUUUUGUCAUACUACAGUUAAAUUGACUUAAGAUGCUUGUGCUGUUUCUUGGAAUGGAGAAAAGUUAUUUGUUCUGAUGGUUUUGAUAUACAUACACUUCCUUAUCCUGAUUGGAGAGAAGCACGUGACCAAGAAAUGCUGUUUGUCAGUAAAGUAACUUUUCACACUUGAAUAUAUUUUAUAAGUUUUUUAAAUUGUUUAAGACCUCUUGUAAGAUGAAUUUAAAAGAAAAAAAAAGGGGCAAACCAAAAACCUACCUGGUGUUCCGCUUUUUUAUUAUCAGAAGUUUUCAUAGUUUGUUCUUAUGGUAUUAAAACUGCAAUAAAUAAUUUGUGGCUUCCUUUUCUUUA
Molecule: messenger RNA, 4382 nt
Organism: Apus apus (common swift)
Lineage: Eukaryota; Metazoa; Chordata; Aves; Apodiformes; Apodidae
Gene: NXT2
Product: nuclear transport factor 2 like export factor 2
Exons: 7
Coding region: 416-1024 (202 amino acids)
Biological process (GO): protein import into nucleus
Cellular component (GO): nuclear pore central transport channel
Source: RefSeq, a predicted model, not a curated record